Molecule: messenger RNA, 2087 nt
Organism: Penaeus monodon (black tiger shrimp)
Lineage: Eukaryota; Metazoa; Arthropoda; Malacostraca; Decapoda; Penaeidae
Product: betaine--homocysteine S-methyltransferase 1-like
Exons: 8
Coding region: 143-1231 (362 amino acids)
Molecular function (GO): zinc ion binding; betaine-homocysteine S-methyltransferase activity
Source: RefSeq, a predicted model, not a curated record
GGUAAAAAGGCGUGUACAAAUGAUAAUAAAAAAUCGGAAUUAUCUAAAAACUGGCAUCUUCACUCCGAAGCCGUUAAAAAGGACGAAAUCGAAGACGGUUUUCAGUUUUCAGUUGAAGACAACUUGAUUCAGAGCCGAGGUCAUGCCAAAGAAAGGUUUACUGGAGCGCCUUCGAGAUGGCGUUGUGACCGGAGACGGCGGUUACGUCAUGGCGCUGGAAAAACGAGGCUUUGUUAAAGCAGGGAACUGGACUCCAGAGGCCGUUGUGGAGCACCCUGAAGCCGUCAAGCAACUUCAUCGCGAGUUUCUCUUGGCGGGGAGCGAUGUCCUCCAGACCUUCACGUUCUUCUCUACCGACGACGUGCUGGAUUUAAAGAACGGCCAGAAGUUCUCUUGUUCUCAACUAAACGACAAUGCCUGUACACUGGCUCAUGAAGUGGCAGCUGAAGGCGACGCGUUGGUAGCCGGAGGAAUUACACACUGUUAUGCCUACCGUGAAGGAAAAGGGAAGAAGGAAGUACAGGCCGUCAUCAGGACCCAGUUGGAUACGUUAAGGAAGAACAAAGUCGAUUUCCUUAUCGUUGAAUAUUACAUUUACGUCGAGGAAAUUGAAUGGGCGAUCGAGGAAGCGAAGAAGUGCGGGCUGCCCGUGGCGGCGUCCAUGUGCAUCGGCAAGGAGGGCGACCUCACCGGCGUCCCACCGGGGGAGUGUGCCGUCAGGAUGGCCCGCGCAGGCGCUGACGUCGUCGGCGUGAACUGCCUGUUCGACCCCUUGAUGACCAUCGACACCAUCAGGCUCAUGAAGGAGGCCCUCGACGCUCAAGGCCUUCGCCCCUUCCUCAUGACGCAGCCCAACGGAUUCUUCUCGACGGGCACAGACAGAUACGGAUACCUCAGCUGCCCAGAAUAUCCGUUGGCCUUGGAGUCCCGUUCAGUUACGAGAUUCGAUGUGCACAAGUACGCCCGCGCAGCCUACGAGGUGGGCGUGCGUUACAUUGGCGGCUGCUGCGGCUUCGAGCCCUACCACAUCCGCGCCAUCGCCGAAGAAUUGGCCGAAGAGCGGGGGAAACUCCCGGCUUCAAGCGCCAAACACGAGCCUUGGGGCGCAGGCAUCUGGAAUAGCUCAUACGAAUUCAUUAGCGCGAGAGCAAAUAGGGAGCACUGGGAGAACCUGGUCCCUACCACAGGCCGACCGGGUCCCGCCUCGCAUCACUUCAAGAAACUUCAUUGAGGUUACAAGGGUUUCGUUUAGUCUAAUUUCUUCGCUUCUUACGUUAGAGGAAAAACUUCUUGUAAAGAUAAUAAUUGCUUGUUAUGAUUUAUUGCAAUAUAUUUGAACACAUUUCUGAAUGUGUAGUGAUUCAGACGUAUUAUGUAUUACGGAUGUAUUAUGUCAAACAGUCAAUAAAAUCUGGUUUGAAUACCAUGAUUUUGAUCUUCUCGAAGUGUUAUGGUAAGCUUCUAUAUUCUAAUUAUAAAUGGGAUUUAAUAAUUUAUUGUAUGCAGUACAUAAUGCUAUUUUUUGUUAUGAACGUAGCCAAAUAGUGAUAACCAAAUAUGCUUGUCCUGCAUUUGGCCAUAAAGAAAUGAUAUGACCAGCAAACAUUUUUUUUUCUUGUAGUACAUCUUUACAUCUUUACUAAUACAUUGUAUAUUUUACAUUCAGUGUCUUCCACAAUGCAGAUUUCACAGACUUACCAACAAACUUAAUAUAAUACUAAUACACUGAGCAGAAUUUGUCUGCUCUAUUAAGUCCCCCUUGCAGGAAGUUCUCUUAAUACAUGAAAUCAAAGCAAGAGGUACUUUAAGAUCUACAUCCACACUUUGCCUAUCAUAUGCUGACCUUGCUAGGUGAUCAGCAUGAUCAUGCUUCGGGAUUCCAACAUGUGAUUGAUAGACACACAAAAUGGAUAGCAUGGUCCUGUGUUUUAUAAUAUUAGAUGGAAAUUCAUUUCUUAUAAAUCUUCCUUUGCUCAUUGUUGUUGUUGGGGGCCUUAGGAGAUGGAGACUAGGGCCCAAUGUGGCGGUUCAUCCCUACCUUGGACCUCAGCCCUCACCUCACUGUAUUUUAAAUACACUGCUAAUGA